AUGAACUCAUACCCUCCCGAACUUUUGGCCCAAUUGGCACCGGUCAUGUUUGUUGCGGGACUUGACCUCCCUCCAGCACCUCCCCCGGCAUCCCCAAGUACCCCUGCACCCGUAUCGAAACCUCACGAUGCAUUUCAAGUCCUGACCCUUCGCCUCCGAGAGGCACUGUUGGCACAACGAAAGGUAGCUAUCUGGCAACCGGAAAAAAAUAAAUCCUUCCAAGUCAUCCUAGUUGACAGGGACGUGAAAUUUCCUCCAAGAAAGCUAGUUGCGCCUGAUGAUCCCCAAUACUCCGCUGCACAUUCUCCUCUAUCUCCUCUCACACCUACUUCCCCACUUCACCCUGAUGGACUUAUUGCUCCGAUUUGGAUAAGAAAGCACACCUCUCUUUUACCCUCUGUUUUUGUUUUGUUCCUACGCAUCUUCGAAUAUCCUCCGCACGUUUCACGGACACCUUUAGACUUGCCAGAUGCCGAUCGAGAGCGUGACCGAGAAACAGAAGAAAGGAAAAAGGAUACUGAACUUGCCGCAGAUGUUGCUGCGAGGAAGAAGAUCACGAACGAACGUGGCAUCAAGCUUACGGUGGUUCUUAUGGCCAGUAGAAAGAUGUUAGAUGACCCAUCUCUGGAUGCUAGACUGACAUUUAUUAGAAGACAAAGUGGGCUCGACUCUAGAGCCGCACUCUUCGUUCUUAGCCCCGUGAGCGCAUCUGAACUCAAUGAAUUUGUCAGAAGCCUCCAGCAAGCUCUAUACGAACCAGCAGUCGAAUAUUACACAGCUCACUCAAAGCGUGUUAGAAGAAAGCGAAAUAGACAUUCUCAAGCCAUCUCUUCAUAUCCCAACACGGCAGUGGCCUUGGGAGGGCUCCCCAUCGCACGUCCUCUUCGUCCAGAAGGAUGGACAGUUCGUUAUGAAUACAAGAUGGCAUGUUUCGCGGAAUUUAGAAGUGAAGACGAGGUCGCAUUGAAACAUUAUCAGGAUGCGUAUGAAAUGCUUACCAUAAUGUUUGGUUCUACAGCAAUACUCCCUCCUCGUACAAAACGAUGGGCAGAAGCCAAGGUCCUUGCUGAUUGUAUCAACAUAAAGAUCGUUAAAUUAUAUCUGUACAAUAACGAGCAUGCGCUUGCUCUUUCUCAUCAUAACGCGCAUAUCCGAGUAUUUGGCGAUUUCUCUAGGGGAUGGGGAAUCGGGGAAGAAACCUUCGAAUUUUGGAGCUGGAUUGCACGGCAACAUCGUGUUCUUGCGGAGCUUCUAGAACAAGGGACACGAUCUAACUUGGUGCUCCCUGUACAUAAACCUGUUCCAGCAAGCGCUGCCGCCUCCCAGCAGACUACAAGGCCAUCACAUAAUGUUGAAUAUGAUGCUGUGCGGUCCUUGGGCAUCAAUCCAAGUCAUGCUCUGCAGCAUCCAGGGUUUUAUUAUUAUGUGGCAGCAAGGUGCACGGAGAUGCGCAGAGAGAGAUUCAUGGCCAUUGCCGAUGCCGAGCUAAGUCAAAAACCAAUAGCGCUUUCUCCUGGUUAUUCCAAUGAGAAAAAGGUUGAACAUCUGGCCAUCAUCAAUGAGCUAUAUACAAAAGCAUAUGAACUUUUCAAAAAAUAUUCUUCGGCAUCGAAUCAAGGCCAAGGGCGUUUGACGCUAUGGAUUGCGUACAGAAUCGCACAAACUUACUAUGAGGCAGGAAAAUUUGAUAUGGCAGUUCGGUUCUUUGAGCGAAUAGCCAAAACGUAUAGACGCGAAAGGUGGAACUCUAUGUUAAGGCCUCUUUUGUCAACGUGGUAUGCCUGCGCUCAACAGUUGGGUGAUGUUGAACUGAGCAUCAAAUUGUUGGUGGAAAUGUUGGGUCAUGAUGCUACUGACCUUGAAGACUCGGAUUCACUGGAAGAAGAUUUGGUAACGGUAUUAAAGAGUACUGUGCCUGCAACACCCGAUGAAACGCUGGUAAUUGAUCUGGCGGAUGCACAACCCAUAUUUGACUCGGAUGUCAUUUUCUGGUCUCCUGAAGUCAAAGUUGGGGAACAGGUUGCCUUCCAGGUAACAUUGACCGCUCCAAGCACAAUAGGCAUUUCAUCAAUACCAUUUUCUUGGGUUGCGCUUCACUUUGGCGACGACGUCUCUCCAGUGAUCGUCGAGCAUCAAUCCUCGGAGAAAAAGGAUGACGUCCAGGUUGUACAAAUUGGACAGGUCAUAAUUUCGGAGAACGAACGUCCUACUGUGAAAGCUGACCUGCGCUGGUCGAAAGCCGGCUCGAUCAUCUUCACGGGUUCAAUAUCUUCUGAACUUUCAUCCAUCGUACUUUCUAUCGAGGAGAAUGGUUGGAAAAUCAAUAUCACGUCUGAGCCGCGUGCAGCACGCUCUAACCCAAGGUUACCUGCGAGAUGGCUGAGCUCCCUUGAUCCACUUAGGUUUAUCCAUGCCCCGAGAGAAGACUAUUCAUCCACCCUGGUAAAACUUCGAGAACAUCAUUUGCAUAUCGCCUUCCACCACCGUUCUCCUUCAUACCUCGAUGAGGAUUACCCGAUAGAAGUUGAAGUGACAAACACUGACACUCGCGAGUUGGACGUGAUUGUGAAUUUUUUGCUCCAGCCGACGGAAAUUGACGACGCAGUCAACUGGAUGGUCGUUGACGACGUGCGAUCUACAAGCCUGGUCAAAGGCAUUCAUUUAGGUGUCCUUGUUCCCGGAACAAGCGCAGUAAAAACUCUACACCUCUUUAAUACAGGGGCUGGUGGGGAUAGAGUGGUAGAUGUUUCUGUUCAGACACGAACUAAAAUAGCUUUGAAGACACCCGACGAUGAAAGGGAGGAUGAUGGGGACAAUGAUGGUCCGGAGACAGAGGCAGAUGACGAAGGCCGCACGGAUUCCAGAAAUGACACUAUGGAGCAUUUGAAGUUACUCGUCGUGCCGACAGUCAAAGCGAUUCAAAUCACGAAUAACGUUGUUUACCGACGAGCUUUGGACCCGUGGUCAGGCUUGGCCGACCUCAGGACAUUCGACGAAUCUUUCUGGGACAGCCGGCAGGGAGGCGAGGCUCUGGUGAACUUUGUUAUGACGUGUGCUGGACCUUGGAGCAUUAUCAUCCAGCGUAUCGAGCUCGAACGUCUAGACAAUUCGCACGCGUAUAUUAUCAAUUCGUCGACCGAUAUUGACGACGAAGAAUACCUGGCCGGCGACGAGUAUUGUGCAAGCAGCCGGAUUGCCUUUUCUCUCAAUGAGGAAGAAGACACAAAACAGGAAGUAAUUGAAGGUCCGGGGCGUUACGUUGUUACUUGGCGCAGGUAUGUCUCGUCCCAUGAUCUCAGAGUGUUUCAAAAAGGCGAAUUGGGGCCUACAGCUGUCAGUUUCUUCCCUUUGCCAUCACUUCAGCCACCUUUAAAUGAUCUGGUCGCCCUUCUCGAUGUGCCGCCCAAAGCCACUCUGCAUGUCCCUGUGUCAUUUUCUAUCACGAUUCGCAAUUAUCAUCCAACACGAUCUGCAAACAUUGUUGUACAAUUGGAGGGCGAUUCAUUAGAUGCAUUUGUAGUGUCAGGACUACGCAACGCUCGUGUGCCUGUCCUUCUUCCUGGAUCCGAAGAGAAACUGGUGUGGAGGAUGAUACCAAUCGAGUGCGGGUAUGUGAAGAUACCACGGAUCAAGGUUAUAGAUAGACGAAAGCCCCUCUCACCGUCUCAAAGCGCUGGGGAACCUGGAGUACCUGCUGACGUUUCUACUGGGGAUACUAUCAAGGUCAUUGAUCUUAGAUGGGAUGCCCGGAAAGCCUCUGCAGUGCAUGGCGAUCCCGAGUCUGCCAUGCCGAAAGAAACGAGUGCGGAAGAGGCAGAUGAGAAGCCUUUUACGAUACUUGUGUUGCCUUGA
Molecule: messenger RNA, 3852 nt
Organism: Psilocybe cubensis
Lineage: Eukaryota; Fungi; Basidiomycota; Agaricomycetes; Agaricales; Agrocybaceae
Exons: 18
Coding region: 1-3852 (1283 amino acids)
Molecular function (GO): protein binding
Source: RefSeq, a predicted model, not a curated record